AUGGUUUUGUCCAAGGUCGCUUCCAUUGCUGGCCUUCUGGCCUCGGCGUCUCUCGUGGCGGGCCACGGCUACGUUUCAGGCAUUGUUGCUGAUGGGAAAUACUACGGAGGGUACCUUCAACCCCCCGACACAAUCGCCUGGUCCACCACCGCCACCGACCUCGGCUUUGUGGACGGCACCGGCUACCAGUCUGCGGAUAUUAUCUGCCACAAGAGCGCAAAGAAUGGCAAGUUGACCGCAACCGUUGCAGCUGGUUCACAGAUCGAAUUCCAGUGGACGACGUGGCCAGAGUCUCACCAUGGACCGUUGAUUACCUACCUCGCUCCGUGCAACGGCGACUGCGCCACCGUGGACAAGACCACCUUGAAGUUCGUCAAGAUCGCCGCUCAAGGCUUGGUCGACGGCUCCAGCCCACCUGGUAAAUGGGCUUCUGAUGAAAUGAUCGCCAACAACAACACGGCCACGGUGACCAUUCCUGCCUCCUAUGCCGCCGGAAACUACGUCCUCCGCCACGAGAUCAUCGGCCUUCACUCUGCGGGUAACCUGAACGGCGCUCAGAACUACCCCCAGUGCUUCAACAUCAAGAUCACCGGUGGCGGCAGUGCUCAGGGAUCUGGCACCGCUGGCACGUCCCUGUACAAGAACACUGAUUCUGGCAUCAAGUUUGACAUCUACUCGGGUCUGAGCGGUGGGUACCCUAUUCCUGGUCCUGCAUUGUUCAGCGCUUAA
Molecule: messenger RNA, 729 nt
Organism: Aspergillus novofumigatus IBT 16806
Lineage: Eukaryota; Fungi; Ascomycota; Eurotiomycetes; Eurotiales; Aspergillaceae
Product: lytic polysaccharide monooxygenase auxiliary activity family 9 protein
Exons: 4
Coding region: 1-729 (242 amino acids)
Source: RefSeq, a predicted model, not a curated record